AUGGAAGGAAAUACUGAUCCUUCUCACAAGGCAAUAUCAACAGAUACUAAUUUGCAAGCACAAGAGGAUUCACAUGAUGAAGUUCUUUCAUCGAAAUUUCCGGACAAUAUCACUCCUUCGAAUCCCGGAUUUGGGUCAAUAUCAUUUGGUGACACUCCAUCACGAACAUAUCAAUAUAGUGAUCAAUUGAUGCUGCGAGACGAUAGCCUCAAUGAACAUUCUCAACAAUUAACGCCAUUUCUUGGUGAAGAAAAUAUAGAAGAAGAAGGUAAUGAAGAAUAUGUAGAAAUGUUGGAUGUCUCUCGAAGACAAAGUUUGGCCAUCGAACCUUCAUCAGAUGUGGAGAACGAUCGAGAGGACUAUUUUGAGAAUUUCGAUAAAGUUGAUGAUGACACAACAGCCGACAUACACCAAAAAUCACAAGGGGACACUCGUAUUCAUUUUGACGAUCCUGAUCACGAACAUUCGAAUAAAAAUACCAAGUCUCGAAGGGAAACAUCUAAAAGUCUCAGAAGAAUGAGCAGUCUUCUUACAAGGGUUUCCAGUCGUGUUGUUAAUAUAAGCAACUUAACGAGGGAACAACUCCAAAAGGUCGAUGAGCACAUUCUGGAAGAUUUUAAACCAAAACGACAGAGUCGCUUUAGAAAAUCAUCCGAACGGAAUUCAGUGAUCAAUUAUGAGAAGAUUUCUCAAAAACUACCAAUUACCAGUGAACUGCCGAAGAACAAAAAUUCAACAACAAAUCCUCUUAGUGGGAAUGCACUUUUGAUUUUUGGUCCUGAUCACCCCAUAAGAAGGAGUCUUUAUGUGAUCUUGAGUAACCCGUGGACGGAAACAUUUAUACUAGGUCUGAUUAUAACAAAUAUUAUAUUAUGGAUUGUCGACAAUUGGGCUCCUCCUCCUAUCGGUGUAAAUAAUCCUCGACGAACAAAAUGGGGAAGCUCUGCAAUUGACUAUGCUUUACUAGCAAUAUUCAUUAUAUACACAUUUGAAAUACUUUGUCGGAUAGUGGUAUCUGGAUUUAUCAUUAAUCCUGAAAUAGAGAGAACAGAUAACGUGGCACAGUCAAAAUCUGAGUCAGCGGAAAAUGCUAAAAGUAAUCAACAUACACGUUCAAUUAAAAGGCAUUCUGCAUAUCUUAGGCACACCUUCAACAGACUAGAUAUGGUAGCCGUGACGUGUUAUUGGAUAGACCUAGCGCUUACCUUUUCCGGAGUGAAUCAUUUUUUUAUUUUUAAAGCAUUGUCUACUCUUAGAAGUCUCAGACUCCUUGCAAUUAGUAGCGGUGGAUCUACAAUAUUACAAUCUUUGAAAAAAAGCGCCCCACUACUCUUAAACGUAACUUAUUUUAUCGGGUUCUUUUUUGUUCUCCUUAGCAUCAUAGGUGUGCAGGCCUUCAAAGGAUCAUUGCAGAGACGAUGUGUAUGGGUUGAUCCAAGCGGUUCAAACAAUUAUACCUUGGAAACUCAAUAUUGCGGGGGUUAUCAUCAGAACGGCACAUCUCAUCCAUUUAUCGGUUCACCCGUUCAAUAUGCCAAAGGAUAUAUUUGUCCCGAGGGUCAAGUUUGUAUGGAAGUUGGGAAUCCACAUAAUGGAUUGUAUACUUUUGAUAAUGUUGGUUACUCCAUGAUCCUAAUGUUUCUUGUCGCUUCAACAUCGAAUUGGACAGACCUUAUGUAUAUUAUUAUGGAUUCUGAAUUUGGAUGGUCCAGCAUCUUUUUUGUGACAGGAAUUGUCAUACUGAAUUUUUGGCUGCUCAACUUAUUCGUGGCCGUCAUUACAAGCAUGUUUGCAAAGAUUCGAGAGGAUAAUGCUUCUCGUUCGGCUUUCACACUAUCAAAAUCUACUCCCGUACUAUUAGAAGAAGAAGAAGGUUGGACCAUACAAAAUGGUCGCCAAAAAUCAUCUAAUUGGCUGAGUCGUUUUAUGGAGCAAACGAAAUACUGGUGGAUUGUGCUCAUAUUUAUCGAUAUAUUUGUCAUGGCGUACAGGUCUUCUUCUAUGACCAGUGAUUUUGCCGAAUUUUUGGAUCGCACUGAAUUGGCAUUCACAAUAAUUUUUGCAGUAGAAAUAAUUUUAAGACUUCUCUCAUACACCCCAAAAUACUAUUUAUUCUUUCAUUCCAACAAAGAAACUGUUGAUCUGUUAUUAGCUAUAGUAACAUGCAUCAUCCAGAUUCCCGUCAUUAAGAAUUCAACCGCCUAUCCAUAUCUGACAGCAUUUCAGAUUGUUAGGGUAUAUCGUGUUGUAAUCGCGGUUCCUCGAUUAAGAAAUAUGUUGAUCAACGUUUUGGGCAGCGUCGCUGGUAUUGCUAAUCUUAUUUUAUUCAUUCUAAUGGUGAACUUAAUUGCUGCCAUAUCCGGUCUUCUACUGUUGCAAGGUGACAUUCCAAAUGACGGCAUCAAUUUAAUGACAUUUGCGGAUAUUUUUAAUAGCUUUAUCGCAUUCUAUCAGCUUUUUUCCGGAUCAGAUUGGACCAACGUGUUUAACAAUGUGUUGGAGUAUGAUUCAAAAGCUGGGUCCACGUUAUCGGCUAUCAUUGCAGCGCUAUUUCUUUUGACAUACCUCAGUGUGUCCAAUUUUAUACUUUUGAAUAUGUUUGUCGCUGUGAUAGCGGAGAAUUUCGAAAUUGCUGAAGAGGAGAAACACAAGAUACAGGUUCAAGAAUUCCGGCAAAAAUCUGAUCCGUCAGUGAAAAAAGAUGAAGCAAUUUAUAGAUGGAACUUUUAUAGAUAUUUCAAAGCCAAACCAAAAGCUAUAUCGGUGGAAAGCAUACCUUCGAACCUAAUUUUGCAGACGCAAAAAAGUCGCGUCUGGGAUUUUCUUAAAGAUAAUCAGGAUGAUGGAAAAAAGAACCAUUCAACAAAGAAUUUGAUGGAGCCUACAAAUAAUUUCAUUAUUCGGAUCAAAAGAUUUUUUGGUUACAAUGUCGAAGAUGACGAGAUUGCUCUAAUUGAACAAAAAGUCGAGAGGCCAAGUCUGCAGUACGAAGAAACUAAAGGAAUUACGGAAAAUAAAAAUCUACUUGCAACGCCAGUCGCAGGCGCCCAUACCGAAACAUAUAUUGACGAUUAUCAAGAACGUCAAGCUCUCAAAGCGGACUUUAUUGCAGCUCAUCCAGGCUAUGACACUUCACUUUGGUUAUUCUCGUCUAAUAAUCGUCUGAGAAAGUUUUGUCAAUUUCUUGUACCUCCAAGCCACGGUCGACGAAUUCGAGGCAUUCCACCUUCUCAGACGUGGAGCUUUUGUGUCAGUGCCUUCAUUUAUGUGUGUGUUGUAUCAAAUGUGGUUCUUGCCACGAUCGUUGUACCUUCCUACCAAAAACAAUAUUUUCAAGACAGAGGAGGAUUAAAACGAAUUACUUGGUUCUGGAUAACUGAUGUCGCGUUCACCGCCAUUUUUACCUUGGAGUUUCUUAUCAAGGUGAUUGCGGAUGGAUUUCUCCUGACUCCUAAUGCAUACUUGCUUAAUGUUUGGAAUAUUGUUGAUUUCUUUGUACUUUCGACUUUGUAUGCCAACGUAAUUAUUGGACCAACAAGUAGAUUUGGUGCACCAAGGAUUAUUCGAUCUUUUAAAGCACUUCGAGCGUUAAGGCUAAUUAACUUGAAUAGUGCAAUUAAAGAUACAUUUUAUGAAAUUCUUAUAGCCGGUGCCCCACGUAUCUUGGAUGCUUCUUUCUUGGCUCUUUGCUUGAUCAUACCGUUUGCCAUUUAUGGAACAAAUAUUUUCGCGGGACUUUUUUAUAAUUGCAAUGACAAUGGUUCCUCUGUCCAAAGAAACAGUGAUUGCGUGGGAGAGUACGGCGCAUCAACUUUUUAUUGGACUUACCCAGUACCAAGAGUGUGGGAUAAUCCAUACGAGUACAGUUUUGAUUCGUUCAAGGAUAGCUUACUGAUUCUUUUUGAAGGCGUCUCGGGAGAGGGAUGGAUUGGGGUGAUGAACUCGGCAAUGCAAAUCACCGGUAUAGAUCUCAGUCCUCAACCGAACGCCACAAAAUGGCACGCAUUAUUUUUCAUUGUUUUCAACAUGACCGGAGCAGUAUUCGUUUUAACAUUAUUUAUUAGUGUAAUCAUAACGAAUUUCCAAAAGAAAUCCGGCGAUGCAUAUCUAACUGAGGAGCAAAAGAGAUGGAACGAUUUGAAGAAAUUACUAAAACGGAUUAAACCCUCAAAAAUACCUAAAGUUCGACCUACGGGUCGUUUUCGAGAAUUUUGCUAUGAUUACGCAUGUGAGAAAAGGGGGACAUUUUCGCGUAUCAUGACCGUGAUCUAUAUUUUACACAUGAUUUUGCUUAUGACUGAAUUCUAUCGGGCUCCAAAAUGGUGGGAAAUUUCAAGAGUGACUGUGCUCUUAAUAUUUAUUGGAAUAUAUAUAAUAGAACUUGGGAUGAAAUUACUAGGUUUAGGAUGGAAGGUCUUCCGGGCGAAUCAUUGGAAUUUAUUUGAUUUGGUUGUGGUUGCGGGAGCAGCGAUAACGACGGUCCCAAGUUUAAUCGUCGAAUCAGAUGGCAUGAUCAUACAAUUUCAGAAAAUCUUCCUUUGCUUGAUUACCUUCAAGCUGUUCCAAAAAAGUGAUGUGAUGAACCAACUUUUUAAGAACACUAUUGGAAGUCUGCCUUCGAUAUUCAACCUCUUCGCAGUUUGGUUUAUCGUUUUCGUGAUAUACUCGAUAGUGUUUAUGGAAAUCUUUGGACUCACGAGAUAUGGACAAAACGGAAAUGACCACGUGAAUUUCCGUCACUUUGGUAUUUCCAUGUUGACAUUUUUCAGGAUGUCUACUGGGGAACAAUGGAAUUCUUUGAUGCACGACUUUUCUGUUGAAUCUCCAAAUUGCGUGCAAGAUGAUAACUUUUUGAAUUCUGAUUGUGGAAGUAGAACAUGGGCAUACAUUCUAUUUAUCUCAUGGAACGUACUCUCCAUGUACAUAUUCGCCAAUAUGUUUAUCGGUUUGAAAGCCUGGGGUGCAAUUGACACAGAAAGAACUGGAUACAUAAAAAGCGAAAAUAUUGGCAAAUUCUUUUCGAAACUCGAAGGCUCAUUUCAAGUUCGCAUAUAUGACAGCGAACAUUUAAUAUCAAAUCUGAUAUUAAAUUCACGGGUUGUUUACACACCAACCGCCGAGGUUGAUACCGGAAAGAUGACUUCGAGUAUAGCGACCAACAGAAAGUCUAAUCCUCUGGUGGAGGGAAAUAUGGAUAUCAGGAAGUUGGAACAGAAUAUAAAAAACAUUAGCCCUUCUAAAACCUUUGAACGGAAGAGGAUUUAUAAUAUGAUUUACCAGGAAGCAAUGUUGUCAACUGAAAGAGAUGUUCACGGAAACGAAAAGGGAAUUUCGUUCACGAACAUGCUCUUGCUGCUCGCUCAUUAUAAACUUGUGAAUGACGAAAAAUGUUUAACGAUCAACGAGUACAUCAAGAGGGCCAACAAAUUGGAGAGGGUAAAAGAUAACGUUAGUAGAGAUCGCGUAAAAUCUCUAUUACGUACAAUCUAUUGGCGUAGAAAAUUCAAAGCCAUCAGAGAAAAUAGGAGGAGUAAAGUCGAAUCUGUUCCACUUAUAAUGGUUAAUAAUCAAGAAUCACAAUUACCCACACUUCAAAUAAGCACGCCGUCACUUGGUCGCAUAUCUUUUCAAUCGAAUUCACCGACAACUCCGACAUUCGCCGCAACAUCACAAACUCCUAAUUCGCCUAGUUCCCAAAUUUCUGAACGUGAUAGGUCUAUAGCUGCAUCGGAGUUUAAUUUAGAAAAUUCUCCGAGAGCCUCUCACGAUUCGGACGGCGGAUACUUUCUGGGAGCCAGUACCAGUAACAUAUGGAGUUCUUCGGACACCAAUAGAGAUAUGGAUGACGUUACCGCUGAGCAGGUUCUUAAUAGUUUUCAAAGCAAUUCUUGGCAUGCAAUCUUGCAGGAAAUGUCACAAAACGAAGAAAAUAGUCAAAGUCAACAAUAA
Messenger RNA from Acaulospora morrowiae, 5949 nucleotides. NCBI's taxonomy places the organism in Eukaryota, Fungi, Glomeromycota, Glomeromycetes, Diversisporales, Acaulosporaceae. The record is from the annotation of a GenBank genome assembly.